AGUCGGCAGUUGGGGGAAGGACAGAAGUUGAAGAAGAUCAUGACCUAGGAAACUACAGAUGACCACUUGGGAUGUAUAAGAGCCAUAUCUGAGUCCGACCCUCCCAUCCUCAUGCCCUCCUUACUCUCUCAUUCAUUUUAUGUAGUCCUGCUUUGAGCAGGGAUGUAGCUGGGAUACUUGGCCACUGGGUAUAUUGUGUUUUCAUUGGAGAGAUGUGCUCUCAUCACCAUAGCAAGACUAUAGUACCACCAUCUGACAAAGCCAGCUCAGUCAGUGAACAGGUUUUCCAGCACAGGAGUGAAGAUUAAAAGAAAAGAAAUGAUUAGACAAUAUUGCAGCAUGAUCCCAGCCAGUAUUGAGACUGAAGGCUGAGAUUCCUGCCAAGUGGCCUCAAAAGCUCUCCACCACCAUCCAGCACUGAGGCCAGGCCCCUGCUCUACAUCCUGUUGGUGACAAGAUGCUCUCAGCUUCCCAUGUAGUUCUGAGGUCCUAAUAUCCACAGCUCACCAUCAAUUUAAAAGGAAAGAAGAAACAGAUAAGUGAAGGGAGACUCAGUGUUUUGCUCUGUCCUGUGCUGUGGAGAAGAACUUUCUCUCUGUUUUUCAUUCAGACUAUUUAUAUCCUAUAAAAAGGAGUAGACAACAGGGGCAUUGGUUUUGUGGGUCCAAACCGUAGCACUAAUAUGCAAAGCAGGCCACAGCUGAUCAUGUAUCUAAGUACAUUCUUACAGCUUUUUCUGGCCAGCAAGCUGAACCCACAACCCCAAAAGUUUCUUCAGAAUUAGAGACUCUGAGAUUAAUGUGGAUAGACUUAGCACUGUUCUGCAAAGUGUGAAUGGGCAUGCACAGGGACAUGUACCCCUCACCCCCACAGGUAUGCAUGCACUCAUGUAUUCGAGAACACGAAAGAUGAGUCAGAAAUUAAGUAUGUAUAGAUUUAGCUGAGAGAUAGAUCAUUACCAUUCUUGGGUGACAGGUCUCUUGGUCCAAGUUAACAAGCUGUCUCUCAGCUGGUUCUCACAGGAGUGAUGUAACACUGCUGUACUCAUAAGGUGUACAUGGCACCAAAGUAUUCUCUGCCAGUUGCACACCUGGCCUCCAUAUGCCACCAACACCUACUCUGCAGACAUUGACACUUCCUGAUCCUUGAAGCUGUCACUACAUUUCAAAACACUGCCAGCAUUAUCCUGGCACUCUGCUCCCAGGUUUCUUCCUCUCAAGGUCUCACACCAGGCUGUUUCCCAUGUUUUACUCCAGCAUUCCUGUGCAUCUUCCAUUCUUUCCCAUGCCCUCAGCCACUUCAGGCUCUGCACCCAUGGGAUCUUAACAGGUGCCUUGGAGAUGUCUCAGCCUAGACACAGAGACAUAAACAUAAAGACCUAUUGAUGCCCACUGACCCUCUUCACAUUGUAACCAAGGAUUCCAGUGUCUGUGGUGCUGUCCAGACCCUGUUGGAGUCUCUACUUCCCACCUCCCUUGCCAAUAUUAAAUAUCAGCCUGGAAAAAGGAGUGGUGAGGGCCUUCCUUCAGCCUGUAUUUUUUGGGGGGUAGGGGAUGACCUACUGAAUAUAGGCCUUAUUUUAUGGUUGUGUCCUGCUAACAGGACCUGGGAACAGAACAAAGGCAGAUGGGUAUUCAAUCACUGUUGGAUAUCUCCUUUUCCCACCUCAUUCUUGUAAGUGUUUUGCUUAGAUGGGAGGAUAGCCUGGAAUUCCAGGAACCAUCCAACUCUGAAGGAAAAAGGCAUUCCAGUGGAAGGGCAUCCUGAGACAUGGAGGCUCAGGAACUACAUAGCCCUGAAGUGGAACGGUGUCUCAGUAAAGGGUGUCUUGAGAUAUGGGAGCUCAGUGUCCUCACAGUUGUGAGGUGGAAUAGUGUCUCAAGUAUGGGAAUCCCAACACAUGAUAGCCCAGGGAACCACAUAACUCUGAGGUGAGAUGGUGUUCCAAGGGAAGAGCAACCUUAGACACAUUGGCUCAGGAAUCAUGUAACUCCAAGAGGAAGACUCCUCAGUAGAAGGAUUGCAACUCUCACAAAGAAGCUAUCAACAGCCGAGCUGAACUCAGGAACCUCAGAUGCUUUCUUUGCUUCUUCUUCUCUUCAUUGAAGCUUUUCUUCUUGGCUUCUGAUGAGAGUCACACCAGAUGUCAGGAAUCUGGUACCACAAGGCAAUAGUGAAUGACCUGAACAUCACAGAGCUGAGACCAAUGAAAAUACAAAAAUUCCCUCUUGUAGUGAGAGCACUGCAGAAGGGAAACAUGGAAGUCACUUUAACUUUUUUGCAUAAUGGCGAGUGUGUCCAGCUUGAAUUCCUGAUGGAGAAAAUAGAGAAACCUGGCCUAUACAAAGCUGUUUGGGAUACGUUACUUACAUACAUCUAUGAGCUUCCAGUCUUGGACCACUACGUCUUCUACAGUGAAUGCAAGUUAAUUGAUGGCAAAUUCUAUGUGGCAGAGCUCAUAGGGAAGGACCUCAACGAGAACCGCCAGGCCCUAGAAGAGUUCAAGAAAUUCAUACAGCUUAAAGGCUUUCCACCAGAAAACAUCAUUGUGCCUGAGCAGAGAGAAAUGUGUGUCCCUAAAGUUCACAAUGCUGCCCCUCAGAAUUGCAAAUCCCAAGCCAACUCUGUCUCCAAUGCAUAGUAGUACAUUCCCUGUUACGUUCUUCUCCAUGACCACACAACACCGUGACAUCUCCUUCAAGACCAUCUCAUCUUGGACACUAAGUACCCACUGGACCAUACUCCUGCCACCACCCUCUAUGUACCCCAAACUGAAGUAAAUCCAUAAGCAUCCAUUCUGAAUCC
Molecule: messenger RNA, 2805 nt
Organism: Arvicanthis niloticus (Nile rat)
Lineage: Eukaryota; Metazoa; Chordata; Mammalia; Rodentia; Muridae
Source: RefSeq, a predicted model, not a curated record